Messenger RNA from Phacochoerus africanus (Common warthog), 1531 nucleotides. It is a transcript of the gene PTGER1, whose product is annotated as prostaglandin E receptor 1. Gene Ontology annotation, biological process: inflammatory response; positive regulation of cytosolic calcium ion concentration; adenylate cyclase-activating G protein-coupled receptor signaling pathway. Bases 225 to 1442 code for a protein of 405 amino acids. Lineage: Eukaryota; Metazoa; Chordata; Mammalia; Artiodactyla; Suidae. Gene Ontology annotation, cellular component: plasma membrane. The transcript has 3 exons. Gene Ontology annotation, molecular function: prostaglandin E receptor activity. The record is from RefSeq and is a predicted model, not a curated record.
GGGGUCUACCAGCAUUCACAGCGUGCCACCCUCUGCGCUGGACAUAAACCCGGCGUGCUUUUUUUGACAACCUACUUCAUCCUUAAGGAUUGAGGGGGGAUCAGGGACAGGCGGGGGCGGGCCCCUGGCCAGACCUGGAGGGAAGAGCAAGCGAGGACUGAAGCUAGGGGAACCAGGCCAGAAGUCCCUGCAGGAAUGUUUGGGCCCCACCCCCGGCACCUGACAUGAGCCCUUGCGGGCCCCUCAACCUGAGCCUGGCGGGCGAGGCGACCACGUGCACGGCACCCAGGGCUCCCAACGCGUCCGUCGGACCGGUGUCGGGCCUGGCGGGCGCAUCGCCCGCACUGCCCAUCUUCUCCAUGACGCUGGGCGCCCUGUCCAACGUGCUGGCGCUGGCGCUGCUGGCGCAGGCCGCGGGUCGUCUGCGGCGCCGUCGCUCGGCAGCCACCUUCCUGCUAUUCGUCGCCAGCCUGCUGGCCACCGACUUGGCGGGCCACGUGAUUCCGGGUGCGCUGGUGCUACGCCUGUAUACCGCGGGGCGUUCGCCGGCCGGCGGCGCCUGCCACUUCCUGGGCGGCUGCAUGGUCUUCUUUGGCCUGUGCCCGCUGCUGCUGGGCUGCGGCAUGGCCGUGGAGCGCUGCGUGGGCGUCACGAAGCCACUGCUGCACGCAGCCCGUGUCUCGGUGGCCCGCGCGCGCCUGGCUCUGGCCGCGCUGGCCGCCGUGGCCUUGGCCGUGGCGCUGCUGCCGCUGGCGCGCGUGGGACGCUACGAGCUGCAGUACCCAGGCACGUGGUGCUUCAUCAGUCUGGGCCCGGCAGGAGGCUGGCGCCAGGCCUUGCUCGCCGGCCUCUUCGCCGGCCUCGGCUUGGCCUCGUUGCUCGCCGCGCUCGUGUGCAACACGCUCAGCGGCCUGGCCCUGCUGCGUGCCCGCUGGCGCCGCCGCUCUCAACGGUGCUCCUUGGCUUCCGGCCCCGACAGCCGAAGACACUGGGGAGGGCGCGGACCUCGCUCAGCCUCCGCCUCGUCCGCCUCGUCCGUCGCUUCGGCCUCCACCGCCCCUGGCGGCUCCCUGGGCCGUGGCUCAGGGCGCAGAGCCCGCGCCCACGACGUGGAGAUGGUGGGCCAGCUCGUGGGCAUCAUGGUGGUGUCUUGCAUCUGCUGGAGCCCCCUGCUGGUGUUGGUGGUGCUGGCCAUUGCAGGCUGGGGCUCCAGCUCCCUGCAGCGGCUGCUGUUUUUGGCCGUGCGUCUCGCCUCGUGGAACCAGAUUCUGGACCCCUGGGUGUACAUCCUGCUGCGCCAGGCCGUGCUUCGCCAACUGCUUCGCCUUCUGCCCUCACGGGCCGGCGCUAAGGGCAGCCCUGCGGUGCUGGGCCUCACCAGGAGCGCCUGGGAGGCCAACUCGCUGCGCAGCUCUCGGCACAGUGGCCUCAGUCACUUCUAGGCGCCCCCGGCGCCUAAGCCAGACCACCCCGGGCCUGCCCCAGGUCCACAGUGCAGAGACUUCGAGGAAUAAAGCCUUUUUGCUGACAA